UUUUUUUUUAAAGAUCUGAUACAAUGACAGGUCUGCUCAUUUUGAUAACUUUGAUAGGAGGUCUUUGUUCUGUGAGUGUAGUUUGCACAUUGGCACAUUUCGAUAACAAAGUGGAGGUCAACUGCUCUGAAACAAAUUGCACAUGGACAUAUUUCGAUAACGAAGUGAAGGUCGACUGCUCUGGAAGAAAUUUGACCAGUGUACCAAGGUUUAACGACAGUGUCACUUAUUUAGACUUGAGUCACAACAAAAUCCUUUCCAUUCCACCAGUGAAACCUUUCCCUACUGAUAUAAAACAUCUUGACAUUUCGUGGAAUAACAUUAAGCAAUUGAAAGGUAAGUCCUUUGGAUUUUUACCGAAGUUGACAUACCUGGAUUUAUCAUAUUGCAACUUACGCGACGUUGACAAAGGAGUCUUUGGAGAGCUGGAUAAUCUACAAUACCUUAAUAUUUCAUACAACAGAGAAUUAGGAUUUGCAUCUUUGCCUAAUAUUACAUUUAACCUAAACAAAACAAAGAUUUUAUCAUUAAACUUGAAUGGAAUCAACUGUGCGACUGGCGUUGGCACUGCUAUUUCCAAAAAUCAAUUAGAAAACAUUCGAACAACCAAUCUAACAGAAUUAUUUCUAGCAAGCAACAGAUUGGAGCUAUUUGAAAACGGAGUGAUUUAUCACUUACCAAAAACUAUCACUGCAUUUUCUAUAGCAGCAAAUAAACUGACUGUUGGGGAAUAUCUUAUCGAAAUGCACACAAUGUCAAACGUCAGAGUUAUGAAUUUGAGUUAUCAACUGCACCCACAAGCAAAGUAUCCUUCCUCGGUACUAGAUAAUUGCAAAGAAAAGGUUAAUAAAGAAACUGAGAAUCUGUUUGAUAAUUUCGAUACCAAAGUAUUUUUUAAAGGUAUAAAUUUGAGUAUACCUUUACCCCCAAAACUAGAAACAUUGUAUUACCAAUCGAGCAGACUUCUAAUAAAAAAUCCAAGCUUUUCUAUUUUAGCGCCGAGUCUUCGGCAUAUUUAUCUACAGGAUAAUUUUAUUAUGUCUAGCAAUGGUCAAAUACGAUUCAUAAACAACACCGUUACUAUAUGUGAUGUUUCAAACAAUAUGUUUUCCCAUAUUCCAGUAAAUAACGGACGUCAUGUGAAAUACUUGAAUAUAUCAAACAAUAGGUUCGAUAACAAUUUUAUUUCAGAGCAACGUGGCGAAAUAUUUGAAACACUUAUUAGUCUAGAAGUAAUAGAUAUGUCGUUCAAUAACAUUUUCUCGCUGCCAAAGCUAUUGUUUAAAAACUCAAGGAAAUUGAUGUAUGUGAACGUCAGUAACAACAGGUUGUCCGAUUGGUUAGUGGAUGUGAGUGAAAUGUCUGAUCUAAGAUCGAUAGAUCUGUCCGACAACAAAUUUACAACACUAGGUGUCAGUGCCCGCAAUCAGUUUGAAAAGGCAUUCGAACGCUCUAAUCUGACCAUCAAUUUGAUUGGAAAUGGGUUAGCUUGCACCUGUGACAACCAAGAAUUUUUACGUUGGUUACAAGAACACAGAAAACACUUAAUAAGCUUUGAAAACUUUACUUGUACUACAAAGGAUACGUCUUUUGAUUUCAAAAGCCUAGGAUCUUCUUUAACCAUCUUAAGAAAACAUUGUGCGUCGUAUUUAGGUUUGUACAUUGGUUGUGCAGUAACUCUUGCAGUAUUUUCCAGUUUUAUCAUAGGCGUAAUGCUUGUGAAAAACAAAUGGAAAAUACGUUAUUUGAUUUACAAAUCUAGACAAAGGUUUGGAUUUGUUAUUCCAUUCAAUAAACAUUUGCCAACCAGCAUGCAUUAUGAGUAUGAUGCCUUUCUUUCCUACAGUGGACGCGAAUUGAUGUUUGUUCUCAAAGAAGUUAUACCUCGGCUCGAAGUAAGCAAAAACAUAAGACUCCUAAUAAGAGACCGGGAUUAUUUGCCUGGCAUUCCAAAGGUUGACAGCAUUAUGAGCAGUCUACAAGAAAGCAAACGGGCCAUUUGCAUUGUGUCCAAGAAGUAUUUGGCCUCUAAAUGGCGUGACUAUGAACUAAACAUGGCGAAAGUAGAAGGCAUUCAAGAUCGUGGAUCUCUUGAUUAUGUCAUUCUUAUACUGUUACCAGAGGUGUAUAAUGGUGAUCUUCCAAGUAAAAUCAUGGACCUGAUUCGGAAAGACCGCUAUAUUGAGUAUCCAAUGGAAUCGUGCGCUUAUGAUGAUUUCUGGGAUCGGCUAAUCAAAAUGAUUGAAUAG
Molecule: messenger RNA, 2249 nt
Organism: Magallana angulata
Lineage: Eukaryota; Metazoa; Mollusca; Bivalvia; Ostreida; Ostreidae
Product: toll-like receptor 4
Exons: 1
Coding region: 24-2249 (741 amino acids)
Biological process (GO): immune response; inflammatory response; toll-like receptor signaling pathway
Cellular component (GO): membrane
Molecular function (GO): transmembrane signaling receptor activity; protein binding
Source: RefSeq, a predicted model, not a curated record